AUGGAUGGCGUCACCAACAUCGACGACGGCCCAAAAGGCUCCUGGAAAUCCCGCAACUGCCUCAGCUUUGGCGAAUACACGAGUUCCUGGUCCUUCAAUGGCACCUGGCAGACCAUCAUUCGCCGUUUCUGCAUGUGGGCCAUCAUCAUUCUACGCACAGUCAUGAACGUCCUGGCCAUUUCAUUCAACACUCUCGGAAGCAAGAUCGUGAGCAUGGUGUGCGGUGCCCUCAUUGGGAUAAUCUCGUUCAUCUUUGUCUUCUGGUGUCUUACGAUGAUCGACCGCGCACAUGGCCGUCGUGCUUGCUGGUUCUGUGGAUUUGUUGUUGGACGAACCCAUCUAGAUAUCUUCACCGGUAUCAUCGCCCUUCUUCAUGUCGGUCUACUGGCAUCUUUUUGGCCAAUCAUUGUCCAUUCAGCCGCCGGCUUCAAUAUUAUAUGGGUUUCCCUCUGGAUUUUGAUUGGGAUAUAUGGAUUCCUCUGCACCAAGGCACCUGUCUCCGUCUAG
Diaporthe citri is the source of this 507-nucleotide messenger RNA. RefSeq lists its product as uncharacterized. The record is from RefSeq and is a predicted model, not a curated record. NCBI's taxonomy places the organism in Eukaryota, Fungi, Ascomycota, Sordariomycetes, Diaporthales, Diaporthaceae. The transcript is spliced from 2 exons. The coding region runs from base 1 to 507 and encodes 168 amino acids.